AUGGAAGCAGCAUUGCUCCGAUACCCAAACGAGCAUGGUCCACACCUUGAGAACGUUGAAUCAGAAGUCGACGUCGCCGUCGCCACGUCUUCUGAAUGGUUUCCGAGGAGGAGGGUUCGGCCACAAAAACCGAGACAUGCUGGCUGUGUGGUGGACGCGUGGCCAGACAACAUUGACAUGGCAAUGCUGACAUUACCACAUAUCAAACUGAAAAUUAUUAUAUUUAGUGGAAGUAUGCAUUUGAUGAGAUUCUCAGUCGAGAAAAUAUUGUAA
Molecule: messenger RNA, 273 nt
Organism: Caenorhabditis remanei
Lineage: Eukaryota; Metazoa; Nematoda; Chromadorea; Rhabditida; Rhabditidae
Exons: 1
Coding region: 1-273 (90 amino acids)
Source: RefSeq, a predicted model, not a curated record